AUGGCUAUCAAGAAAGCCGAACAAAAGGAUGGAUGGACAGCAGAACGAACGUUACGACAGCUUGGACGUAUCAUUGAAACUGAAGCAACGGAAACUUACACUACGACACUUGUGAAACAGUACAAGUCAACGAACGCGAACAAGGACUGCAUCGGAAGCAAGAACAUCAUCGCGGAAUGUCUCGUGAAGUGCGCAACCAUGGCGCCGAACCUGCACGAGCAAACCACGACCAUCCUUUUGGACAAUAUCACGACAUCUUCAGGAGGGGACAGCAGAUCAGCUAUCAAAACAACCCGCAAAGGAGAGGAGAUUGGCGAAAUCAGCGUUAUUACAACAGAUUCCAGUCGCCACGUAACUCCACGCAGCAUUUAUGUGAGUUCUGUAAUGUCGACAAUCAUAACAUGUGGCAAUGCCAAUUACAUGCGAGUUCCAAGAACAUACUCGAUCUCGCGAGAUGUGCUUCCGUUGCCUCUGCACUGGGCAUCUAGCAGCGCGGUGCACCAAUUGGACCAAUCGACGCAGAGUCCUGGUUUCAGCAAGGCACAACUGAACGAAUCACUCGAUAUUACUUCUCAAACCAGUCGGCUGUAG
This is a messenger RNA of Caenorhabditis bovis, 591 nucleotides long. Lineage: Eukaryota; Metazoa; Nematoda; Chromadorea; Rhabditida; Rhabditidae. The record is from the annotation of a GenBank genome assembly.